AUGCAGAACCAUAGGACUUGGAGCUGGGCUUUCCUGGGUCUGUUUAUGAUCAGUCAUCUUCCAGCUUUCUCUGCCAGGAGCAUCGGAUGGACCAAGGAAAUAACCCUGCAGGACUUGGGAUCUGACCCCCUGCUUCCUGGAUACUCUUCCUUGGCAGACCCUUUGGAAUCCUCCAUUCCUGACCAUUCUGGGCUCAAAUUAAAUCCUUUGUCUGAUAGCUCAGGGACUAUUGUUCCUUUGGAGCCUGAUGCCUCUCUCCUUGACCACCCUUCGCAAUUUGGGAAUUCUGGGCUUCAACGUUUGCUCCUGGAUGAGAGUUCAUCCACCCAGGGGCCCCUGGCCUCUGAUAACACUUGGCAAAUGGUGGCUCACUCCUAUGAUGAUUUUCUGCCUGAUAGUCCUUCUUCCCCUGAAAGUGCUAUACCUUCUGUGGCUAGUGGGUCCCAGACAGCAGUUACCUCCUCAGACUCAAUCAGCUCUUCCCCUGAUACUCCACUCCUCCUCAAGGACACUGAGCAGAAGCGGCCUCCCCGUUCUGAUCCUCUAGGACAAAGUGGGGAUAUCCCUGCCCAACGCUCUCCUUGGUCCCUCAACAACCGAAUUCGUCAGAAGCCUUUGCCUGGUCACCCAUGGGGGACUCAGAAUAUCAAUCCUGAGGUGUCUUGGGGAAGUCAGGGUCUUGGGACUGGUUGGGGAGGGAGGCCCCUUAGACUUCCUGUGGGAAGUUGGGGAAUUAGCAAUCAAUACCCAGGUACUGUUUGGGGAAACCAUAAUCAGUAUCCAGGUACUAGCUGGGGGGGUAUUAAUAGAUACCCAGGUACUAGCUGGGGGGGUAUUAAUCAAUAUCCAGGUCCUAAUUGGGGGAUUAAUACUAGAUACCCUGGCACUAGUUGGGGGACUAAUAAUUGGUACCCAAGUAUCAACUGGGGAGGUAACAAUCAAUAUCCAGGGAACACAUGGGGAAUUAAUAACCAAUACCCAGGAGCCCUUCGCCCUCCCAGUUCUGCCUGGAACAUCCCUCCUAGAUACCAAAAUCAUCCCUGA
This is a messenger RNA of Gracilinanus agilis (Agile Gracile Mouse Opossum), 1044 nucleotides long. It is a transcript of the gene C4H6orf15, whose product is annotated as chromosome 4 C6orf15 homolog. The transcript has 2 exons. Gene Ontology annotation, biological process: extracellular matrix organization. Gene Ontology annotation, cellular component: extracellular matrix. The record is from RefSeq and is a predicted model, not a curated record. Lineage: Eukaryota; Metazoa; Chordata; Mammalia; Didelphimorphia; Didelphidae. The coding region runs from base 1 to 1044 and encodes 347 amino acids.